AUGGCCAUGUGGAGCGGCUAUACGGCUAACCUAGAGCAGAUAGUUCAUGGGUUUCCCCUAGAUAAAUUCAAGAAGCAGCAAGAGAAGUGCCAGUCAACGAGCAUUGCAGCAGCUAAUAAGUCCACAAUUCAGAAAUCCACACCUGUAGCUGCAGCACUCUCAGCCAAUGCAAGAACCCCUGCUCCUGCCGUUAAAUUUUCAAAUGAUACAGAGAGACUUCCAACACAUCAACAGCAUUUGGAAAGCCCUGUAGGAGCUCAGAUCAAGCGUGUUGUAGAUCUGCUACUGGAGACAAGGCAAGCCUUCACACUGGAGCAAAUAAAUGAAUCAUGUUAUGUUGACGCGAAUGCCAACAAAGCUGUCUUUGACAGUUUGAGGAAUAACCCGAAAGUGCACUAUGAUGGGAAGCGUUUCUCUUACAAGCAUGAUCUAAAGGAAAAGAGUCAGCUUCUUUACUUAAUAAGGAAAAAACCAGAGGGCAUUGCUGUCAUUGAUCUUAAGGAUGCAUACCCAACUGUGAUGGAUGACUUGCAGGUACAUGUAAUAUUUGAUUUCCCCAUUUUGUUUGAUGAACUUUUACAUCAUGAUAUUCAUGAUUUCAUAAUAGAACCAGAAUUUUGUUCAGAGAAGUCUCUGGAAAAAACUGCUAGGCCUUUUGGCCUUGUGCAUGCCUCCCUCUUUCUGUAA
Messenger RNA from Corylus avellana, 687 nucleotides. RefSeq lists its product as uncharacterized. Gene Ontology annotation, molecular function: TFIIH-class transcription factor complex binding. Lineage: Eukaryota; Viridiplantae; Streptophyta; Magnoliopsida; Fagales; Betulaceae. Gene Ontology annotation, cellular component: transcription factor TFIIE complex. The record is from RefSeq and is a predicted model, not a curated record. Gene Ontology annotation, biological process: transcription initiation at RNA polymerase II promoter.